Messenger RNA from Galendromus occidentalis (western predatory mite), 1327 nucleotides. It is a transcript of the gene Galt, whose product is annotated as Galactose-1-phosphate uridylyltransferase. The coding region runs from base 69 to 1109 and encodes 346 amino acids. The transcript has 2 exons. Gene Ontology annotation, cellular component: cytoplasm. Gene Ontology annotation, molecular function: zinc ion binding; UDP-glucose:hexose-1-phosphate uridylyltransferase activity. Gene Ontology annotation, biological process: beta-D-galactose catabolic process via UDP-galactose, Leloir pathway. NCBI's taxonomy places the organism in Eukaryota, Metazoa, Arthropoda, Arachnida, Mesostigmata, Phytoseiidae. The record is from RefSeq and is a predicted model, not a curated record.
GUGAAAGCGGCUCGUGCAAUCGUGGCAAGCUCCGUCACGUUGCUCCUAAUUAAGACUCUCUGUGCAGGAUGGCGUUCGACGCAAACAAACAUCCGCACACGCGGUAUAACCCUUUGAGGGACGAAUGGGUUCUCGUGUCACCGCAGCGCACACAGAGACCUUGGCUGGGAGAGAAAGCUGAUCAGAAAAAAGCAGAUGUGCCGCUAAACAAUCCGCUAUCACCCGGGGCCGUACGGCCGAACGGCCAGCUGAAUCCCGAAUACAAAGGAACGUGGUGGUUCAUCAACGAUUUCCCAGCGCUGCUCGAAGACUGUCCCCUUCCUCCGACAGACGAUGGAGACGACAACGAACUGUUCCGAAUGGGAACUGGCAGAGGGAGAUGCGAGGUGCUGUGUUUCCAUCCCGAUCCUUCGCUCACAUUGGCUAAAAUGUCCCUUGCGGAUAUAGAAACAGUCAUAAACGCAUGGACAGAACGCUACGCAGAGCUGUCGAAAACGUUCGAAUGGGUGAUGCUCUUCGAAAACCGGGGCGCCAUCAUGGGCAGCUCGAAUCCUCACCCUCACGGGCAGAUCUGGUCAUCGAUGUACUUACCAAACGAGCCCCGGAUCAAGGAUAGAUGCCAGAGGGCAUAUUUUGAGAAGCAUGGACGGCCGCUCCUCGUCGACUAUCUCCAGAGAGAGCUGGCGAAGGACGAGAGGAUAGUAUGUCAGAACGAGAAUUUCGUUGUCCUAGUACCCUUCUGGGCUAUAUGGCCCUACGAGACCAUGCUUCUCCCGAAACGACAUGUUCAGGAGAUCACUGAUUUGACAUCGGUGGAACGGAAAGAUUUAGCCAGAAUUAUGAAAGAACUCUUGAUAAAAUACGACAACUUGUUCGAAACCGAAUUCCCGUAUUCUAUGGGAUGGCACGGCUACAAGGGCGAGCAUUGGCAGCUGCACGCCCUAUAUUUACCUCCGCUCCUCCGCUCAGCGACCAUUAAGAAGCACCAGGUGGGGUAUGAAUUACUGGCGCAAGCCCAACGUGACAUUUCCCCUGAAACCGCGGCGCAAAUCCUUCGCGACUUGGACGGCGGAACUCGCUUCGAAAACCGUGAGGAGGUGGCGAAGUAGCGGAAUACGUACGUCGGAAAUUCCGUCGAAGUGACGCACGACAGCCUGUCACGCCCUAGAUUAUGGCACGCCAGUCUCUUUCGCUGACCGCUGCAGACUUCCACAGAGUGACCUUUGUGGAGGCAGACUGACAUCUCGUGGAUAGAGGGGCACAUUUCCGAGUCGACAGCGGACUCUUUCGUGGAUAAAUAAAGCGGAGGGAACUACCUGGUUCCUAA